CGGUAUGGAGCUGCGCGUACUUCUUCUUGUCCUGGUAAGCUAUGGCAUCCACGCUCUCUCGGAACACCACCCAGGAUAUAGAUUAGAGCUCAAGCAAGUAGACUCCUACGCUUCCGGCACGCUGACCAGAGCAAAGAGGCUCGAGAAGGCGCUCAAGACGAGUAAAUCCCGAGCAAACUUCUUCUCGGAUCGAAGGAAAACAUCGAAUAGUCCUACCAAAUCAAACAACACUCGCGACCGCCACUCGCCGGAGCUGUCGAGCUCCAUCUAUCAGGCUGGCGGGGGAGAAGGCGAGUAUAUGAUGGAGCUGAGCAUUGGAACUCCUCCACAGCUGAUCCCGGCCAUGAUCGACACAGGGAGUGAUCUCGUUUGGCUCAAGUGUGAUAAUUGCGAUCACUGCGACUUGGAUCAUCACGGCGAGACCAUUUUUUUCUCCGAUGCUUCCAGUUCAUACAAGAAGCUCCCGUGCAAUAGCACGCACUGCAGUGGCAUGUCCUCGGCUGGGAUUGGUCCUCGCUGCGAGGAAACUUGCAAAUACAAGUAUGAGUACGGUGACGGUUCCAGGACUUCCGGAGAUGUUGGCUCCGACAGGAUCAGCUUCCGAAGCCAUGGAGCCGGAGAGGAUCACAGGAGUUUCUUUGAUGGUUUCUUGUUUGGCUGUGGACGGAAGCUAAAAGGUGACUGGAACUUCACCCAGGGAUUGAUUGGUUUGGGACAAAAAUCGCACUCGUUGAUCCAGCAGCUCGGGGAUAAACUUGGCUACAAAUUCUCGUAUUGUCUCGUGAGCUAUGACAGCCCUCCAAGUGCAAAGAGCUUUCUCUUUCUGGGAUCUUCCGCGGCUUUGAGAGGCCAUGAUGUUGUUUCCACCCCGAUUCUUCACGGUGAUCACCUGGAUCAAACCCUCUACUACGUAGAUCUCCAAAGUAUCACGGUCGGUGGCGUUCCAGUGGUGGUCUAUGAUAAAGAAUCAGGUCACAACACUAGCGUUGGACCUUUUCUAGCGAACAAGACUGUUAUUGACUCCGGAACCACGUACACCUUGCUAACUCCCCCGGUUUACGAAGCCAUGAGGAAAUCAAUCGAGGAACAAGUGAUACUUCCCACACUCGGCAAUUCGGCGGGCCUUGAUCUUUGCUUCAACAGUUCUGGGGACACGAGCUAUGGCUUCCCAAGCGUCACCUUUUACUUCGCAAACCAGGUCCAGCUCGUUCUUCCAUUCGAGAACAUCUUCCAGGUGACGAGCAGAGAUGUAGUGUGCUUGAGCAUGGAUUCUUCCGGUGGUGAUCUUUCCAUCAUUGGAAACAUGCAACAGCAAAACUUCCACAUUCUCUAUGAUCUCGUUGCCUCUCAGAUCUCCUUCCAGAGAGUUGAGUGUGAAAACCUCUAACAAGUAUGAUCAACUAAAGAUAUUUUUGAUUCAAAAGUGUAGGCAAUGCAUCUUCAAUUUGGGAGAGACCUUGUUUCUUGGAAUAUGCUGCUCUCUACUCAGGCAAAGGCUGGAAAUAUAAAACAAUGUAGGAUUAUAUUUGAUAAGAUGCCACUGCACGAUAUCGUGUCGUGGACUACGAUGCUCAGCGCAUUUGCCAAGAGUGGGCAUUUUGUAGAAUCAAAGGACUUUUUUGAGAUGAUGCCUUGUUGGAGCCUGGCAUCCUACAAUUCCAUGCUUGCUCUUGGAGACUUGCAUGAAGUUAAAGAUUUUUUAAAAUCAAUGCCACAAAGGAAUCUCAUCUCUUAUAACGCAUUACUUCACAAAUGCUCCCAGUGUGGUAACGCAAACCAAGCAAAAUCUCUUCUAGAUGCCAUGCCCGAAAGAGAUUCCGUGUCAUGGACAUCCAUGAUGACAGCAUAUGCUCGUACAGGGCAAAUGUCCAGGGCUGAAGAAACGUUCGCUGCAAUGCCGGAGAAGAAUCUUGUGUCAU
Messenger RNA from Selaginella moellendorffii, 1919 nucleotides. Its product is annotated as aspartic proteinase nepenthesin-1. The transcript has a single exon. Gene Ontology annotation, molecular function: aspartic-type endopeptidase activity. The coding region runs from base 5 to 1387 and encodes 460 amino acids. NCBI's taxonomy places the organism in Eukaryota, Viridiplantae, Streptophyta, Lycopodiopsida, Selaginellales, Selaginellaceae. Gene Ontology annotation, biological process: proteolysis. The record is from RefSeq and is a predicted model, not a curated record. Gene Ontology annotation, cellular component: extracellular region.